AAUUUGUUGCAAAAAUUGAUCCGUUCAACGGUUUUUUUUGUUACACUACAGUAUUCUCAGUUUUCUUACUUUUCUUUUGACCAAAUCAUUAUAAAAAAAUAACCAAGAGCUUUUGGCCUAGUGGUAUUGGAACUCCGGCUGGAGUGCCCACCCUGGAUUCGAGUCGCCUUGGCCACCUUCCUGCCUAUAACCGUGCGUGCCCGGAUAGAAGGCCUCGUGGGGAUUAGUCUGGGCUUACCGCCUAGGAACCCCACGGUCAUCAAAACAAAAAAAAUCAUUAUAAAAAUACAAUUGAAUUCCCGAAAAUAAUGAUAUGAUUGAGAAAAGAGUAGCCAACCUCGAAAUACAAUCUGAAACUUUGGAAUAUUUCAACCAUAGGAGAAUAAUUAGUUAAAUUAUUUUUGAAAUCAAUUAUUUAAAAUCUAUCAAUUACUGUGUUUGUCUAAUGGUAAUAAAAUCGGAAAAUAACCAGUGCAGACGCUCGGUCUAAAUCUUGUUCGUAUUAUAAUCUUUUGUAGUGGAAUAAAUCUACAAGAGUAAAAAACAAAACACAUUAUGGGUUGGCUAGAGUCGACGGUUAUAUAUAGUAAAAAUUAUAAUAAAAUGUUCAUAUAGACGUGUAUGUUGUUUUUUUCCCUUUGCAAUUGGAAACUUCUUUCUAAUGGAGAAGUUUGGGAUCCAAAACCGAACUCUGGUUUCAUUUCUUAUUGUUCUGUUUCUCUUUAUCUGCUCUAACUGUUUUGCAUGGUCUCAAAACGACGACGUUAGUGGAGUCUCCGGGACUGAGCAAAAAUGGGUUAGGGUUGGGUUGGUUUUGGAUCUGGGUUCCGUGGAGGGAAAGAUAGUGGGAAGCUCUGUUUCCUUGGCGCUUUCUGAUUUCUACACUGUUAACAGUAAUUACAGAACACGAAUCAUUCUCUCUGUCAGAAACUCUCACGGAGAGCCUAUCCUAGCUCUCGCUUCAGGAAAACAAAAAGAAUACACAACCACCGUCAUGCCUCAUCCUAAAGACACCGGACAAUACAUUUGGUAGCCUCUAGACUGCUGGUGAUAACCGUCAAGAGUAUAAAGUUGAAGCCAUGCGGCAUCAGACAAAUUGUCAACGCCUUCGACACCGGUGAAAUUGGUCAUAUUCUCAGUUGUUAUUAAACUCACUAUGAAGAUUAAUCUUGAUCAAUACAACAGCAGUGGAGUGGGUUCUCUAGUUGCAAUUAAAAGCAAUACUUAUUGUUUAUUCAGUGUUUGGAUAAUUUACCCGUUUACAAAACAGUUUACCGUAAACUUUAUUCAAUGGAUAGUUAGAGAAAUUAUUGUACCAUAACAGUGAAUUCUGAAUAAUUGAAAGUUAGGUUUUCCAUUA
This is a messenger RNA of Brassica napus (rape), 1360 nucleotides long. RefSeq names its product glutamate receptor 1.3-like. The transcript has 3 exons. The coding region runs from base 662 to 1033 and encodes 123 amino acids. Lineage: Eukaryota; Viridiplantae; Streptophyta; Magnoliopsida; Brassicales; Brassicaceae. The record is from RefSeq and is a predicted model, not a curated record.